Molecule: messenger RNA, 4468 nt
Organism: Varroa destructor (honeybee mite)
Lineage: Eukaryota; Metazoa; Arthropoda; Arachnida; Mesostigmata; Varroidae
Product: DNA polymerase subunit gamma-1-like
Biological process (GO): mitochondrial DNA replication; proteolysis
Cellular component (GO): mitochondrion; gamma DNA polymerase complex
Molecular function (GO): DNA-directed DNA polymerase activity; 3'-5' exonuclease activity; serine-type endopeptidase activity
Source: RefSeq, a predicted model, not a curated record
UCUACUCCACGUAAACCAAAUCAAAACCAUUCAUUCGUAAAAAUGUUUGUUGAAGGAACCACUAAGUAUUUGUCAACGUUUUUCUUUAAAGCUAUUCAUCUAAGCUUUUUAUGUAUUAUCAUACACUAAGUACAACAGCGAGUCGUUGUUGUCACAGGUCAAAUCUAAUCGUAUCAGACUUAAGUUGUGAAAAGGGUUAAUCCGUCCACGAGUCUACUUUUAGAUGGUGAGCCAUGUGCGUAUAUCCAGCAUUUUUUUCACGCAUAUUUGCGUGAAAGCCAAGGUCGACAGGAUUGCUAACAGAAAUACGCCUUGAUAAAGACAUCGUAUAGCCUUAAGAAAUUUCUCUCGCAUAAGGCAAGUCCCGUGCGAAGUUAGCUCAAGAACAAGUUGCAAGAACACAGUCGGACCGAUAAAGAAGGCUGGUCUCAACUUGCUUUUUGUCAAUACUUGACAGAGUAGUAGUUAUGGAACUGGUAUGAUUUAAUUGAGCAUGCCAAGACCAGUUUGGUCGAACAUUUCGCAAAACCGAAUGCUGCCGUACAGUCAAGUACAUUAAAAGCAGGCAACAUAUAGGUUUGACCGGUUGCUGAUGUGCAAUUUUGUUUCUGCUCCAGGGAGAGGGACUAUGCUGCGAACCGUUUUGCCGAAGACGGCGCGACCCUCGCGGAAACAGCUUCAUCUCGGAACAGGUCUCCAUCAUCUACGGGAAAUUAGAAGGAACUGUGUCGGUAUACAGCUCAUCCCGGCUGUCAUCCGAGAACGGGUGUUUCGUUCCGGUAGGGUGAGCAAACCCGAAAAGGACCUCCUGAUGAAUGUGCAGUCUCAUCUAGAAAAACACAAAUUGUGGAAUCGUGAAUCUGAUCCGAUAGCCGACGUUUCGAUAGAUUUGCCAGAACUUCUCGGAGAUAACUUGGAACAACACUUCCGGGAAAUUGGCAAAAAAUAUACAGAACCAUACUUAAAAGCUGUACGCGCUUUCGUUGACGCGACAGCGCCGCCUAUCCCUAAGCAAUUCGUUUUUCGGGAAGGAUGGGUGCGUUAUGAUGCAGAUGAAAAGCAGGUGCCAGUUGAAGCACCGCAGGGAAAAGCAAUCGUUUUCGACGUUGAGACCAUUGUUACAGAAGGUGGACUUCCUGCGAUAGCUACAGCGUUAUCUGACACACACUGGUAUUCAUGGUGUUCUUCAGCUCUUGUUAGAGCAAAGGACCACCACGUUGAAAGCGUGACACCCGAUAUGCUAGUUCCUUUGGGAUCUGGGAAUUGUGAACAAGUCGUUAUUGGACAUCACGUGGGGUUCGAUCGAUCAUUUGUUAAAGAAGAGUAUAAUAAUAGCUGUCCAAAAAGACGUUUCCUUGAUACGCUUUCAAUGCAUGUCUGUGUGUCAGGCCAGACAAGCGACCAGAGGAUACAAUAUCUCAAAAUGAGAAAGAAUGAAAUGAAUAACAUCGAGAUAAAGAACAACUCAGAGAAGCAGAAUACCAAACUAAAUAGAAAAGAGGAGACAGUUGAAAAUAAGCGAUGGUAUGAUGUUUCGGCUCCCAAUAGCCUUGCCGAAGUGUACCGUUUCUAUUGUAAAGAUGAACUUUCAAAAUCAGAAAGAAAAAUCUUUGAAGAAGGUUCAUCAGACGACGUACGGGCGAACUUUCAAGACCUAAUGAAAUACUGCGCUACUGACGUCAAGGCUACAAGAGAUGUCUUCGUGAAGCUUUUCUUUCUGUUCCGUGACCGCUUAUCCCAUGAUAUUACCCUUUUCGGGAUGAUGGAAAUGCUCACGGCAUAUUUGCCGGUGAAUCAGAACUGGAUUCGAUACAUGAAUCAGGCAGAGGCCGUAUACCAGGAUGUUAAUGCGGAAAUUAGGUUAAUUUUAAAUAUGAUAGCAAAUCGGGUCUGCCGGAUGAACCAAGGGGAAGCUUGGAGAAAAGACCCCUGGCUUUGGGAUCUCGAUUGGGGAACGCAGAAUAUGAAACCGAAAAGAAUUUCUACGCUACGGUCAAAGAAGUUGGGUGCGGUAGAGCAGACUUUAGCUAGGCGACCAUUCAUGCCUGGAUACCCUAAAUGGUACCGGGACUUAUGCAUCUCAAAACCGACAGAUCCAGCAGGUGGUCCCGAACUGGAUUUUGGAGCUUGGAAUAUUUCGACUCAAAUGCGAUGCGUUCCUAAGCUCAUGAAGCUGAUGUGGAACGGUUAUCCAUUACAUCAUCAUGAUGAGCACGGUUGGGGAUACCUACUUCCCGCCGAAAGUGAAGACCAACAUGUGACGGGGGUAAUGAGUGUUGGCAACCGGAGUGAGACGCAGUCCCAUAACGAUAAUGACGCGAGUGAUUAUAAGCCCAGAUUCCCAUACGAUGAGUACAGGAAAAUAAUUGAAGAAAGCCAAAGGAAGCGAACGUCAUUAAGUACUGAUACUCGAACCCCUGACCCCAUCAGUGAUAACAUCGAUUGCCACCUUGACGCAACGGGAACUAUGAAAACUGAUUUUGGCAAAAGUCGAAACGCUGACAAAUAUAAUGUCUACAAACGUAGUCCAAAUAAUAAGCCAAAUAACAAAACUAAGAGUUUUAAUGUUGAAGAAAGUGAAUCAACUUUUUCGAAAGUAAAUGCCAACAGUGAUCUUUAUGACAUAGGCAUUCAUGGGGUACGUUUUCGGAAGUUACCUCACAAGCAUGGACCGAAAUACAAUGUAGGCAAUCCGCUCUCAAAAGAUUUUAUCAGUCAGUUUGAAGGCAACGUACUUACGUCAUGGGAAGAUGAUAACGCAAAUACAUUAUUGAGGUUAGGCAAGCAGGCAACAUAUUGGAAAAACGCCCGCGAUCGGCUCAAAGAGCAGUUGGUUGUUUGGGUUGGACAAAAAGAGGGUGUCAUCUUGCCGCGGUUGAUGCCCGCAGGUACAAUAAGUCGCCGAGCCGUAGAAAAGACAUGGCUUACAGCCAGCAAUGCUAGAAAAGACCGAAUCGGAUCUGAGCUCAAAGCGAUGAUUCAGGCACCUGAUGGGAUGCAUUUCGUAGGGGCUGACGUCGACUCUCAGGAACUCUGGAUAGCAUCGCUGCUUGGUGACGCAGCCUUCGCAAAACUCCCUGGCUGCACUGCCUUUGGCUGGAUGACUCUUCAGGGUAAUAAGGCUGACGGAACGGAUAUGCACUCAAGAACAGCUGCCUCGGCCGGCUGCUCGAGGGAUCAUGCUAAAGUGCUCAACUAUGCCCGAAUUUAUGGCGCGGGUCAAAAGUUUUCUGCAACAUUACUCAAACAGUUUAACCCCAGCCUAACCGAAGAAGAAGCGGCAGCCUGCGCCAGCAAAAUGUUCAAAUCCACAAAGGGCACACGUAGUUCGACGAACACGGAUGAUUUUGUAUGGUGCGGUGGAAGCGAAUCUCACAUGUUCAAUGAGCUCGAAAAAAUUGCGAGAAGUGAAAAAACUAGCACGCCUGUUCUCGGAGCCCAAAUCUCUCAGGCUUUGCAGUCAAAGUAUGUGAGUAACAAGUACAUGACGUCGCGGAUUAACUGGGUCGUUCAAAGUUCGGCCGUAGACUAUUUGCAUCUGAUGCUAGCAUCAAUGAAAUAUCUAUCGGAGAAAUUCGAAAUUGAUCAGCGUCUCGUGGUUUCAAUUCACGACGAGGUUCGAUUCAUGGUUCGAUCAGAAGAUCGUUAUCGGGCUUCUCUAGCACUGCAUAUUACUAAUUUACUAGUGCGAGCUUUAUUUGCGGAAAAAGUUGGCAUGGAUGACUUGCCAUUCAGCGUGGCGUUCUUCAGCGCCGUGGACAUCGACCGUGUAAUUCGUAAAAACGUAGCAGAUGACAGUGUAACUCCGUCAAACCCCCAUGGCCUAUACAAAAAUUACGGUAUUCCCUAUGGCGAAGAGGUUGAUAUAUAUAAAAGCGUUGAGCUUACAAACGGUGGUAAACUCCAUAAAGAUAAAUUUGCAUUUAGAGAAUGCAAUAAACGUACAAACAUUGUCUAGAUUGCGAGCAUCUCGGUCACAGUUAAUGCAUCGAAGUGCGUUUUUUUUUUAAAGUUCUGCUCUGAGAGUUAGUUACUGCCUUCAGUAAUUUGUUACGGACAAGUUGGGAGAUCGAUCAUAACCUUUAGGCGCCAGAUACGGUGAAAAUAAUUUUUACUAGACAAACAAUCGGUUGUUUACUAGGCGCGUGCAAAAACAUGAGCGUCGUUCUCUUGCUUUAUUAUUCAUAUACUUGCACAUGAUGGCCCUUCGAUGUACAGUCUGGUUGCCUACCGUAAUAUGUAAAACAUUAAUGGGUAGCUGUUGUCACUUUUGUUGUACACAGUAUUUCCUUAUAAAUUAACUGUGAAUACGCUGUUAAUAAAUGUAUGAGUAUUUUAUUGAGUACGUUUAUUGUCCUUACCGCAACGGGAUGAUCGUAUAUACUUUAACUCACCCACUUAAAAAAAGUACCUUCUUUUUGUAAUUGAUUUGAAUGCCGUAGAGCAUGCAUUUUCGGUUAUGAUUGCA